Messenger RNA from Aethina tumida (small hive beetle), 2088 nucleotides. Its product is annotated as TWiK family of potassium channels protein 7. Lineage: Eukaryota; Metazoa; Arthropoda; Insecta; Coleoptera; Nitidulidae. Bases 204 to 1358 code for a protein of 384 amino acids. The transcript has 6 exons. Gene Ontology annotation, molecular function: potassium ion leak channel activity. The record is from RefSeq and is a predicted model, not a curated record. Gene Ontology annotation, biological process: stabilization of membrane potential; potassium ion transmembrane transport. Gene Ontology annotation, cellular component: membrane.
UUCCGAGGCCGGAGCGUCGCGACGCCAGUUCCGCAUAGAGCGUCGCCGACGACGUUCCGAAAUCCGCAACCGAACCGUCUAACACGUGACUUGCGUAUCCCGCAUUUUCCACUAUGGUUUAAUUGUUGUGGAAAAUGGAGAUGGAGUUCGUUCAUUAAUUAUUUAUUGUUGAUUGUCGACUGAAAAGAAAAAGGGGUUGGAAAAUGGAGAAGGUGGAGACAAGGGUUUGCAUAAGUGCAUCGAUGGACAUGAAAACUAGACUGAAACAGUGGUGGGACGGUUUGAGGUUGAAAGUUGCGAUGCAACAUCUUGGACUGCUCAUUUUUCUCAUGUUUUACACCGUAAUGGGCGGACUGGUUUUCCAGCAUCUGGAACGUCCGGAAGAAGUAGCGAGGAGGCAGUACUUCGAAAAGAACGUUUUAAGAAUAAAAUACGACGUUUUGACGGCUUGCACCAAUGGGAGCGAGAUCGAGGAGGUGGACAAGAUCCUUCAGGACUACGAAAGGAUUCUGGAGGACUCGAUUCUGAAGGGAAUUCCCAUUAAUUCUCACGAGGACGAUAAUAACGUUAAAUGGACGACCGUUAAAGCCGUGUUCUUCUCCUCCACAGUAUUAACUACCAUCGGUUUUGGUAACAUAGUUCCUGUGACAACGGAAGGGAGAGUUUUCGUGAUUAUUUUUGCAUUGGUCGGAAUUCCUUUGACCCUUACCGUCAUUGCCGAUUGGGGUAGACUUUUUGCAUCCACAGUUUCUACAAUUUUUCGGCACAUACCCCCUCUUCCUCUUAAAUUCAGGAAUGCGAUGGUGGCUCGCAGGACCUCCUCCUACGCUUUGCUGGCUGUGGGUUUCUUGUUCGUGUAUCUGGCGGCGGGAGCGGCUAUAUUCGUCAUCUGGGAGGAGGACUGGACCUUCUUCGAAGGGUUUUAUUUCUGCUUUAUCACCAUGACCACGAUCGGUUUCGGUGACUUCGUUCCCAAGCAACCAAAGUACAUGCUGAUGUGCACGUUGUACAUUCUGGUCGGUUUGGCAUUGACGUCGACAAUAAUAGAAUUGGUGAGAAGACAGUACGCCCAAUCUUGGCGUCAGCUUCAAGCGUUACGCGGUCCUUUGGCCGAAAACUUUAGGAAAUUCGCCGACAACGCACCCGGCUUGGAUGUGAUGGCUUUCCAGCAGGAUCUGAUGAAAGUUCUUACCGUGGUUACUAUGCCGAAAUUGUCUAAAAAGGAGAAGAAAAUGAAACAAAAAGAAUGGGAGGACGCAAUCGAAGCAGUGAUACGAGAUAUAACAGUAAACCCAUCGGCAGAACCAAAACCACCGCCACCAAUGGUACAAAUCGUCAUUUACGAAAGUUCUGUGUGAAAAUGCUCCUUUUUAAACUUAGCUAAACUGCCUACACUUCGUUUUUACAUUAUACUAUUAUUAUUAAUGUUAUUGCACAGUUUCAAUAAAUCGGUCCUAUAAGUUGACAAUGUUUUAUUUGAUUUUGUCGAUAAGAAUGUUAUAAUUGUGCAAUUUCAACACUAACAAGAAUGUGAUAACAGUUUACAAACAAGUUUUAUGUAAUAGUUAAAGAACUGUGCGAUUAUUAUAAGUUGUUUAUUUGUCGAUAACCUUUUUAUCUACUUUUGUCGUUGAUCAUACAUUUCUUGAGAUCAAUAAAAACACAAAUAAAUCUCAUAAAAAAUAUAAUAUUAUUGUACAUCCUUACUUUGAUUUAUUUAAUGUGAAUGAAGAUGAUGGUGAUGGGUGGCACCGACAGCUUCAUGCUGACACUUCAACAAAGCCCAAGAAGUUUCGACGGGUGUGUCCUUUUCGACCAAACAAGCGUUCAAUUUAGUCAAAUCGUCACCAUUGUAAUGUUCCUCCCAUUUAUUCUUAACCCAGUCCGUGUUCAAUUUACCAUCCUCCGUCAAGAACUUCAAACCUUUGGCCAUACAAAGCAUGUGGACUUUAACUUUUUCGUCGUCGGUGUAUACUCCCUGGUGGACUUUUUUGAGCAGAUCUUCAUCUGCUGAUGUUGCCGGGUCGUCCAUGCAUUUCUUGUGGAUUUCUUUGAAACGGUCCUUCUCGGCUUCUGUCAAAUCUUUCA